AUGAAUAACGUGGUAGACUGGCUGCCUUAUGCGGAUGAACCGGUUACAUCAAGCAAUGAAUUGCGAUUAAAAAUUGAGCAGCUGGUGCAGCAAGAGCUUCUUAACUUUGACCUAAAUGUUCUACAUCCAGGUGUUGAAAGCUUAAUAGGCCGCACGGUACCGUCCCGGGCGGCCACACUGUACACCAGAGAGAGGAAGAGGUCCACCGACGAACCAGAAAAUGUAGCUGACUCUGAAAAAAGGAGCUGUUCCGGAAUUGAGAAGGCGCGGUAUGAUCUGAGCAAUUGCAAGACACCUUCCCAGCGUGCAAUCGCCGUGUCGUUCUUGGAACACCAAGAGAGUGUCCUGCAAGAGCUUCUGCCACGAUCGCUAGCAAGGCAGUGGGUUACGAACAACGAAUACUUGGGCAGGUUAUGUGGGAGUAUCAAACAAGUUACAGAAGUCCAAACGGGCCAGAUCGAUGACUUAGAGACGCUUCGUAGGAACAUGCAGUCCAACGCCCGGCGGGAAUUAGCGUAUUUGGAACAGCAGUGGAAGAACAAGCUGGUGGAAAAUGUGGAGCGUGCCCUCGGGAAAAGUGGCAGUGAAUGA
Lachancea dasiensis is the source of this 591-nucleotide messenger RNA. The record is from the annotation of a GenBank genome assembly. Lineage: Eukaryota; Fungi; Ascomycota; Saccharomycetes; Saccharomycetales; Saccharomycetaceae.